AUGCGAAGGACUGCGAGUCAAAACAAUCUUGAGGAAUUCGAUCCUGAGCCUAAACAGACUUUCAAUCGGCGUAGGAGAGAUUUGAACUUAUUGCAGAACCCACAGGCUGUCGCAGAAGUACCUGUGGUCAUGGCUAAUCAUCAACCGGCGAAAGUGAGAGAGGUUGCAGUGCCUCGGGUGGCAGAUGUCACUUCAAGCAUUGUCAAGCCCACCAUCGAAGGGCACUUUGAGCUGAAGCAUGCUAUGAUUCAACUUCUUCACUCUAGUGGCCAAUUCACGGGAAUGUCACAUGAGGAUCCUCAGCGUCACAUCCAUACCUUUCUGCAGAUUGUGGAUACUUUUGCCACUAGAAGGGUCACGAAAGAAUAUGUUCGACUGACACUGUUCCCCUUCUCUAUAUUGGGGAAUGCAAGUAACUGGUUAUUAGCAGAGCCCGCCAAUUCUAUCACUACGUGGGAUGAUUUGGAAAUGAAAUUCUUGACAAGGUUCUUUCCACCAGCAAAGACUGCUCGCCUCCGAAGAGAGAUCAUGUCAUUCAUGCAGAAACAAGGAGAAAAUUUCUAUCAGGCCUGGGAGAGGUUUAAAGGUCUUCUCAGAGAUUGCCCUCAUCACCAUCAGAUGAAUGAAGUUCUGGCACACACAUUUAUUGAGAGUCUGGAUGCCCAACAUAAGUCAUCACUGGACACUGCUGCAGGAGAGCAGGAUCUCGAUCUAAGCUAUGAAGAACUAUUCACACUAUUGAACAGGUUUACUCAGAGCACUCCAGACUUGCAGGAUGACGCAGCUAGCAGUUCAGUUAGGAAAGCAUCGGGUGUCUAUGAAGUAGACAAUUUUACAACAUUAUCAGCACAGAUUGAUGCCAUGCACACCGAACUCAGGAAGUUAGCUGUGGCACAAGCGCCACCACAGGUGCAUGCAGUGCAGCAAGCCAUAGCCUUAUGUGAUAUCUGCGGAGAGGGUCAUAACAGUGAUGAGUGCCCUGCAAAUCCCGCAUCCAUUUACUUUGUGGGUAAUGCAGGCAAGGGGCAAGGAAACAACAAUCAGUAUGGAAAUUCCUACAACUCAAAUUGGAGGAACCAUCCGAAUUUGAAGUGGAGUGACAACUCAGGUCAUCAGAAGCAGAACUAUCAGUCAGCACCUACUCCCCAAGCUCCCACAAACAGUAUGGAAGAGAUGAUGAAAAAGAUGAUGGGUGACAUGCAGAAGAUGAUGAUAGAUCAGCAGAAGUUGAUAGCAGAUAAUCAGAAUCGCGAUUUGGCUAUACGGAAUUUAGAGAGACAGAUGGGACACAUAGCUGGUGCUCAAAAUACUAGACCACCUGGAGGACUUCCAAGUGACACAGAUAUGAAUCCCAAGCCUUGCAAUGAUGUAACUCUGCGAAAUGGGCGAGAGCUAGAGGAAGUAACUACAAAGAAAGCUGGUCGAGGAGAGGCUGAAAAAGAGAAGAUUGCCACAGAAACGAGUGAAAAAGGGAAGGUUGUUGAGGAAUCAGGAUCAAAACAGCCACAGGCCGUGGUUGCAAAGCCACCGCCUCCAUUCCCUCAACGUCUGGCAAGACAAAAAGAAGAGGCUACUUAUAAGAAGUUUCUUGAUUUUCUUAAGCAGGUAAACGUGAACGUCCACUUGGUCGAUAUGCUACAGGGUAUUCCAAAGUAUGCUAAGUAG
Lycium barbarum (goji berry) is the source of this 1665-nucleotide messenger RNA. RefSeq lists its product as uncharacterized. NCBI's taxonomy places the organism in Eukaryota, Viridiplantae, Streptophyta, Magnoliopsida, Solanales, Solanaceae. The record is from RefSeq and is a predicted model, not a curated record. The coding region runs from base 1 to 1665 and encodes 554 amino acids. The transcript has a single exon.